Molecule: messenger RNA, 1751 nt
Organism: Plutella xylostella (diamondback moth)
Lineage: Eukaryota; Metazoa; Arthropoda; Insecta; Lepidoptera; Plutellidae
Source: RefSeq, a predicted model, not a curated record
AUGAUCUUAAAGGUCAUCGAUUCAAUCUCAUUUCUGAAGCUGCAGCUGGAGGCCGGGUUCGGCGAGGGCCCGGGCCCGCCCGGCAACAACAACCCCGCGCCGCCGGGAGCCGCCACGCCGGUCCGGGACGACAACCACAAUGCGCCGCCGCCCGCGCCCUGCCCGCGGGCGCGCCCCAUGACGCCUACUGAAGCCCUGAAACUCUACGGCGACCGUCUCUCGGAGUGGGAGCGCGCGGAGAUCAGGAAGUACCCCGAGGUGUGGUUCCUGGGGCUGGACUCGCACAAGGUGCAGGCGCGCGCCGCGCUGCCCAACAACGCCGGGUUUGAUGAUGAUAACGGCAGCUAUAAUAAGUCGAUGCACGACCACGUGGCGUACCGCUACGAGAUCCUGGAGGUGAUCGGGAAGGGCUCGUUCGGGCAGGUGAUCCGCGCGCUCGACCACCGCACCGGCACCUGCGUUGCCAUUAAGAUCAUCAGAAACAAGAAGCGCUUCCACCACCAGGCCCUGGUGGAGGUCCGCGUGCUGGACCACCUGCGGCUCAAGGACCGCGAGCAGGCGCACAACGUCAUCCACAUGCUCGACUACUUCUACUUCCGCAACCACCUGUGCAUCAGCUUCGAGCUCAUGAGCAUAAACCUGUACGAGCUGAUAAAGAAGAACAACUACCAGGGGUUCAGCCUGAGCCUCAUCCGGCGGUUCGCGAGCUCGCUGCUGCGCUGUCUGCGCCUGCUUGAGGCCGAGAACAUUAUACACUGCGAUCUGAAACCUGAGAACAUACUGCUGAAGGCGCGCGGCAGCAGCUCGAUCAAGGUGAUAGACUUCGGGUCGUCGUGCUACACGCAUGCGCGGGUGUACACCUACAUACAGUCGCGCUUCUACCGGAGCCCCGAGGUCAUACUGGGGCUGCAGUACGGGACGGCUAUCGAUAUGUGGAGUAUGGGAUGCAUCCUGGCAGAACUACACACGGGCUACCCGCUGUUCCCGGGGGAGAACGAGGCGGAGCAGCUGGCCUGCAUCAUGGAGCUGCUGGGCCCGCCGCCGCCCGACCUGCUGCUGCAGGCCACCAGGAAGCGACUGUUCUUUGACUCUAAGGGCUCCCCACGCUCAGUGACCAACUCGAAGGGGCGCAAGCGGCGGCCCUCCACGCGCAGCCUGGCCGCCGCCGUGCGCAGCGACGACCCCGCCUUCAUGCACUUCCUGCACCGCUGUCUCGAAUGGGAUCCAAAGAGGCGGAUCACGCCGACGGAAGCGACGCGGCACGAGUUCAUAACCGGAUGUCCGCUCGGCUCCACCACCUCUAUGGUAGGGUCCAUAGCACGGGCGGCCCCCGCGCCGGUGCGGGCAGGGGCGCGGGGGGCGCUGCUGCACUCGCAGUCAGCUGGCGACGUGGCCGCCAUGUUGGGGCGCGCGUGACGUCACACGCACGUAUGAAGACCGACCACCGAGCUCAUGUAGUCUUCGUGCCUUCUGGGGUGAUGUCUGGACAGUGUCACUCACUAGAGAUGUAUAGGUGAUAAACUUGGAUGAAGGUCAUAACCUAGUGUAGAUUUUAACUUCCGAAUGGAAAACACGAACUGUAGACGCAAUAACAGCAAAAGGUCCCCUUUGGACAAAGUGCAUCUUCUCAUUCUUAAAAAAAAUAACUAUGACUUUCUUCCAAGUUUUGCUGGCGUAGAUUAAAGGCAUACAUACCUACAUACACAUAGUAAAUUACAAGUAAAAUAUUACAAGUAAAUUACAUACAUAGA